AUGCCCAAACGGAACGUUGUUAUAGUCGGCGGAGGCUCAGCGGGGGCCACAAUUGCUCGCGAGUUAUCAAGCAAACUCGAUCCUUCGAGGUACACCGUCAUUCUUGUCACCUCUCGACCAGAAUUCCUCUACUUGCCUGCUGCGUUGCGGGUUCUCGUCGUCGACGGACACCCAAUUGAAGACGCGUUUAUGCCGUAUGACCAGCUCUUCGCGGACGGGAAGGGGUCCAUCAAAGUGGCUACCGUGACGAAUAUUGAAAAUAACAAGGAGGGCAGAGGUGGUAACGUCCUGUUAAGCAACGGGGAAGCCAUUCAGUACGAAGCCCUUGUCCUUGCCCCGGGUUCUAUUUGGGAUGGGCCACUAGCGUUCCCAGAGACGCAGGAACAAUAUCAGGACCACAUACGGAGUUGGAGGCAGAAAUUCCGUGAUGCUAAGCAUAUUGUGCUUGUAGGCGGAGGUUCUGUGGCUAUAGAAAUCGCUGGAGAGGUUAAGGACGUGUGGCCGCAUAAAAAGGUCACCAUUGUGCAUGGCCAGGAGCAUCUAGUAAACGGCACCUACCCGAUGAAGUGGCGUACGAACAUUGAGAAGCGUAUGCGACAGCGAGGUGUUGACGUUAUCCUGGGCGACUACAUUGAUGGUAUACCUGAAGCCCAAGGCUCCAUCACCACUCGUAAAGGACGGACGAUAGAGGACGUUGAUCUUGUCGUUCCCACUCGUGGAGGUCGCCCGAAUACAUCAUUCCUCGUCUCUCUGCAGCCCUCCGUCCUCACGGAGCACGGCUUUGUUAAAGUCGAUCCGACACUCCAAGUGAAGUCGCAUCCGGGAAUCUUCGCUGCCGGUGACGUCCUUGACUGGAAGGAAGUCAAGCAGGCCGCAAAAGUACAUUCCCAUGCACCUGUCGUCGUGGCAAAUAUCUUGGCUUACCUGGAAGACAAACCAGCUAAGAAGGUAUACAAGGGAAGCCCGGAACUCAUAGUCAUUACGAAUGGCAAGAACGGCGGAUUCGCGUACCUCGGGCUGCUCUGGGGUUUGACGUUCGGCGACUGGUUUGCGCGUAUGCUGAAGUCGAAGGAUCUGAUGGUUUCGGCUGCGCGGAAGGCUCUAGGAGUCCGAUCCUGA
Gloeophyllum trabeum ATCC 11539 is the source of this 1119-nucleotide messenger RNA. RefSeq names its product FAD/NAD P-binding domain-containing protein. The transcript has 5 exons. The record is from RefSeq and is a predicted model, not a curated record. The coding region runs from base 1 to 1119 and encodes 372 amino acids. Gene Ontology annotation, molecular function: flavin adenine dinucleotide binding; electron-transferring-flavoprotein dehydrogenase activity. NCBI's taxonomy places the organism in Eukaryota, Fungi, Basidiomycota, Agaricomycetes, Gloeophyllales, Gloeophyllaceae. Gene Ontology annotation, cellular component: cytoplasm.